Cygnus atratus (black swan) is the source of this 5187-nucleotide messenger RNA. RefSeq names its product gap junction protein gamma 2 (gene GJC2). NCBI's taxonomy places the organism in Eukaryota, Metazoa, Chordata, Aves, Anseriformes, Anatidae. Gene Ontology annotation, biological process: cell communication. Gene Ontology annotation, cellular component: connexin complex. The record is from RefSeq and is a predicted model, not a curated record. The transcript is spliced from 2 exons. The coding region runs from base 397 to 1644 and encodes 415 amino acids.
UAGCUGAUGCUAUUAAUUUACUUCCAGCCGGCGCGAGAGCUCGGCAGCAAAAUUCCAGGCAGCGUUCCUAAAACCAGACCCGGCGGCUUGUUUGGAUUUAAAACCCAUGCCUCCUUCCCCCCUCUGGGACAUAGAUUCCACCUUCUCCCAAGGCUUAGGGAGACCCGGCGAGGUGUGGAAGCAGGAGGUUGCGGUGGGAGCGGGGCUGCCCCAGAGGCGGGGUCUGCGGUGCCUUAAAUUCAUCCCCGGAGCUCCGGUUUCCAACGGCCGGGGCAUGGCUUGACCGCAGCGGUGGCGGCGGCAGGAGUUUAUCUAGGGCAAGGCGCAGGAAUGCCGACGGAGGAGGGCAAGCCGCCGCAAGAAGCACCAUGUCUCUGUUAUAACUGAGUAGCCCUUAUGACCAACAUGAGCUGGAGCUUUCUAACCCGCCUGCUAGAAGAGAUUCACAAUCACUCCACCUUUGUGGGGAAGGUCUGGCUCACCGUGCUCAUCGUCUUCCGCAUCGUCUUGACGGCGGUCGGCGGAGAGUCCAUCUACUCCGAUGAGCAGAGCAAGUUCACCUGUAACACCAAGCAGCCCGGCUGCGACAACGUCUGCUACGAUGCCUUCGCACCGCUGUCGCACGUCAGGUUCUGGGUCUUCCAGAUCAUCAUGAUAUCCACCCCUUCGGUCAUGUACCUGGGCUAUGCCAUCCACAGGAUUGCCCGGUCGGCGGAGGAGGAGAAGAAGUUCAAGGGAUUCAAGAAGAAGAAGCAGUUUGCUCUGAACUGGCAGGCGGUGCGCAACAUGGAGGACCCGAUGGAGGCAGACGAGGAGGAGCCCAUGAUCUCCGACGACACGGCAGACAACGAGAAAACCAAAGCCAAGCCCAAGAGCAAAGAGCAACAAAAGCACGACGGGCGGAGGCGCAUCCAGCAGGAAGGACUGAUGAAAAUCUACGUCUUCCAGCUACUUACCAGGGCUUCGUUUGAAGUUUGCUUUUUGAUAGGGCAGUAUUUGCUCUACGGUUUUGAGGUAGAAGCUUAUUUCGUCUGCAACAGACUCCCCUGCCCUCACACCGUGGACUGCUUCGUGUCCCGGCCAACAGAGAAGACGAUCUUUCUGCUGGUGAUGUACGUCGUGAGCUGCCUGUGCUUACUGCUGAACAUGUGUGAGAUGUUUCACCUGGGGUUCGGGACCAUCCGAGACGCCAUUCGCAACCGGAAAAUCAACAGCUUUAGGCAGCCCCCCUACAACUACGCCUACCCGAAGAACAUCUCCUGCCCUCCCGAGUACAACCUGGUGGUGAAAUCAGAGAAGUCCACCAAGAUCCCCAACAGCCUGAUGGCUCACGAGCAGAACCUGGCGAACGUCGCUCAGGAGCAGCAGUGCACCAGCCCGGACGAGAACAUCCCGGCAGACCUGUCCACCCUCCACAAACACUUGCGAGUGGCCCAGGAGCAGCUGGACAUAGCGUUUCAGAGCUACAGCAGCACCCAGGCCAACACGCAGCCCUCUCGAACCAGCAGUCCUGCCUCAGGGGGCACGGUGGUGGAGCAGAACAGGGCCAACACCGCCCAGGAGAAACAAAGCGCUAAACCUAAGGCCUGCUUGGAGAAAGGGAGCUCCAGCAGUAAAGACGGAAAGACAUCUGUAUGGAUAUAGCUUGUCUGAUGGCAGAGAGGGCAGUGUAAGUGCGGUUUUUGUUUUGGUUUGUUUCUGGUUUUCGGUAUUGUCUUGAGUUCAUUUCACAGGGCACAGACGCAACUUUUAUAUAGAAGUCAAGAGAGAAAAUUCAGACCAGUUUAGUGCUGUCUUCCGGUGCAUUAACAAAAGACGUUUCCUUCCUCUUCCCAACUCGUUCUCCAGCUGGGAAACUCCAGCGAGCAACAGCGAAUGCCACAUCCCACCGGGACUGGCUGCGAGCAGGCAGCACGAGGACGCAGUGCUGUAGAUCAUACGGUGUUUAAUUACUAAAUACCCUUAAUCAAAAUUAACUUCUGAUCCCUCGGUUGGAAGGGAAAACAACCAGUCGGUGGCAUGAACUUUGACGACGUGCUGCCCUGCCUGAACCUGCAGACCUCAGGCAUCGCUGAGGGUGGCAGAGAUGUGUGCUGCGAGCGACGGCCCGGCACCCGCACCACUAACACAGCACUGAAGGCUUUCAUCUUUUGGUCCCCUGCGCUGAAACACCAAGCAACUACGAUUGACCACCCUUGCAGAUGCGGUGGGAAGCACUGCAGUUACGGUGUUUGCAGCAAACCGCUGCUCCACAUCAUCAGAAAGUGCCUUUAUGGAACCAGGAAAACAAAAUCGCAAAGGGUUUCGACUACUUGGUUUGCUAAUUUGAGCAGAGGUGGGAAGAUCAGUGCUGGCAGAUUUGUUUUUCUGUUUAAUCAAACCCUUCUAACUAGUGGCAGAGAGCAGAUCUAUGCAUCGCGUGUAUACGGUGUGUGUGUGCGUGCAUAUGCGUAUAUACAUGGACACAUGAACAUGUGUGUGUGCAUAUAGAUAUAUAGAGAGAUAUAUAAAUGUAAUAUCAACCCUCUGGUAAUUUUACAGCCUUCCAGCCUCACCAGGCCACGGGCAGGUUUCCACACACUUGUCUGGGGGCUCACCAGCAGCUCCGGCUUCCCUGGGGGCAGGACCCAGGCCAGCAGCAAGAAGUUUUCCCCCAGUUUAUGGACAGCUUCUUUUGGCUUCACUUGGUUUUAGGGUGAGGUAGCUAGUGCUGGAUGUGUUUCGUCAGGAUGCUUUCAUCCUGGGAGCUGGGAUGUCCCUGAGAUGCUUGAGGCUUGGCAGAUGCUCUUGCAAGAGUCAAAUGGUUGAUUCACCACCAUGGUCAAGGUCAUACUUCACGUGAAGGAAGCAAAUCCUUUCUGAACACAGCACCAUCCCUGCUGAGCUGCUCCCUCAUGGCUGUGCCAGCACACAAGUCCCCAUGCAUUUCUCAUCCACUGGAUCAAUGUACCUUCCUGAUGGGCAUCUUUCUCCUGUCCCCGAGAUCAGUCUCUGAAAGCCUCAGGGGUGCCAGUUGUCACAGGCCAGCCCUUGGGGACCUGAGCGUGGCCAUGAACACUGGGUUCACUGCAUCAGAGCUGUGCAAUGCCCUUGGGGUAGCUAAAAAAAGAGGUUCAGAAAGAUGCAAAGAAACAUCCUACAGGGUAUUCAGCUGCAAAUAUUCAGCAUGGUUUUGGGGAACAGUUUCAGGCUUGUUCCUGGUCCCGCUGAGGGUACUGGUGAAAUGCCUGGAGCUCUGCCUGCUCUCGCUGCUGGAGAUCUUCCCCUUGAUAAAGCCCAUAUGCAUCCAGGAGGAGGAUCAGCGCCUCCUCACAGCAGCAACAGGCAGCAGCACACACCGGUCACAUGGAGGGAUGCUUUGUGCUGUCAAUUUUCCAUGAAGGGCUUGUAGAGUUCACGCCGCGGUGGUAGGACACACAUAUCACACGGCUGGAGGGGCCAGGUGCUGGUGGGUGAGCUCCUGAAGGUACAGGGAGAGCACAAGAGGAGCUCUUGGUGGACAUUUGCCCCCGGCAAUUACAGCAGACACCAACCUGUCCCACACACUGAUGUGAAAUCCUCACCGAGGGAAUCCCCCCACGUGGCCUGAGCACAGCCUGGUGAGGUCCCGGGGCUCUCUCAGGAGCCCACGACAGAUCCGUUUCCACACCUGCAGGUUCAGAGAUGCUCAGAGCAAUGGUGCUGGAAAGGAGCACAGAUCUUCUCGCCAACCUGCCAGCAUCGAACGCAUCCCCAAAGGCUAGCACCAACGCCCCGCUGCCACCCCUGGCUUCUCCCCUGCUCGGUAGACACGAAGAGACGCUUCUUCCCUUUGGGUCUGCAGAAGGUUGGGGGUGCCUGAAGAGGGUCUCUUUUUUUUUUUUUUUUUAAUUUUAAUUUAAUUUAAUUUUUUAUUUUCACACCACGGAUCCAGCACGCCGAGAGGGUUUUGGACGCUCUUGGUCCUGCAGCAGAUCCGCAGCCUCCUCCUGGCUGGUGUCACCGCCCCAUGCAAUACGCACACACUGUUUUCCAUAGUGGGAGUCGAUAAUUGCAAUAUUGACAAGUACUGGAGCCGGGGCAGACACUCGGGGGGAUCGAUACCAGCUCCUCAUCUGGCAGGGCAACCGCUCGCUCGGCCGCCCUCCCAGCCAGCCCUGCUCAUCUCCAGGGCUUGAAACCUUCCCUUGCAUCAAAGGCUUUGCAUAUGGGGGCCGAUCUCGCUUCCCUAUUUCUUUUUCCAAGCGUUUUGACAGGGACCAGAGCACACAGGCACGUCCAUGGCAGGACUGCUCGGUGCUGGAGAGGGAUGCAGGGUGUCCUGCGAGGCCCCAUUGACUCCUCUCACUCUGAGUCAGACAUGUAUAGAGGGUUAUUAUUAUAAUAAUAUUAUUAUUAUAUUGCUCACUUUCUCCUUUCCUCCUCCACUGCUUGGCCCCUGAACCCCUCAGGAGGUUGUGUCUUCCACUGAGCCACCACCAGCAACGCAACCGGCGCGCACUGAGCGGCUCCUUCCAGGGCAGGAGGAGCAAGCCCACCUCCGCCGUGUCCGUCUGGGGAGCAGAAGGCAAAGAAGGCAAAAUAAGCAGUGCCACAAGCAAAAAAAAAAAAAAAAAAAAAAAAAAAAAACCCUCACAAACCCAACCGGCAGCCGGAGGAAUUUCAAGUAGACGACUGGCAGCGUCGGCCGCGAAGGAGACGCCAGUAGAAUAAUUAACGCUUUGCUUUUCUUCCUGCAGGUCGGUCAUUUUGUUCACGCUCCGGACGGGUUUAGCUCUGUAGCUGAACUAAUCGUAAACGUUGACACUCUUGCUAAGCUUUGCCGGGUAAAGCGCCCGCCCUCGCGUUUCUGUUCUUGCCAUUCAGGGCCAGGAAUGUCCCCCGUAAAAGCCAGAUUACCUUGUUGCUUGCAUCACAUUCCUCUGGGAAAUACUUGAACUUAACUCGAGGCCAUAACCAGUCUGUGCUGUUAUGAAGUUUCUGGGAUUUUUUCUUUUUUUUUUUUGUAUGUACUAACUGUAUUUGUACUAGAAAACCUUUGAGUAUGAGGUUGACUCUCUAAGUAUUUUUCAGUGUAAAUGUUCCAUGUGGGCUGUAGUUAGAAUAUGAAGCACUGGUCAAAGGAGAGAUACGUCAGCCCGACUCUUCAACUGGCUAUUCCACAUCCAUUACUAAUAAAUGGAAUAAAACUUACAUUUUGUUACAGUA